AAUAAAGAACUUUUAGACAACGAUUGUAAGAUUUCGACAAAUUGACAAUUUUUGGCGUGGCGUCAACUGUUUUGAAGGAAACAUUUGUUUCAUAAGACAUAUAAAAACACGAAAAUGACACAGUAUAUUCAAGUAAGCGAAGAUGAACACGAUGAACCAAUUGAAAUACCGAGUGAAACAGAUGGCACUCUCCUUCUUUCAACAUUAGCAGCGCAGUACCCAGGGGCCUGUGGACUAAAAUAUAGAAAUCCAUCAACCGGAAAUUUCCGUGGUGUUCGUCUAAGCGAAGGGCUAUUGUAUCCUCCAGAUAAUCAAUGGGGAGACCAUGUUUACAUUGUAGUAUUCCCAAAAGAUAACAAAAGAAAAGGAGAAGAACAAACAGAAAAUCCCUCAGCCAAAACUGUGAAGUUAGAGAAAAAGUGUAGUGAUUUGAUUGUAUUAGGUCUGCCUUACAAGAGUACAGAAGAAGACCUAAAAACAUAUUUUUCAAAGUAUGGAGAAUUGGUUUUAGCACAGGUGAAAAUUGAUCCAUGGACACAAAAAUCAAAAGGCUUUGGAUUUAUAAGGUUCCAUGAUCAUGAUGCUCAACUAAAUUGCUUGGCACAACAGAGACACAUGAUUGACGGGAGAUGGUGCGAAGUCAAUAUACCAAACUCUAAUGAGGCUGGACAACAGACCCAAUCCAGGAAGAUAUUUGUGGCCAGAAUAUCUGAAGGUAUUAACACAGAUGAUCUCCAUCAAUACUUCUCUAAGUUUGGUUCUGUAGUAGAUGCUUUUAUUCCCAAACCCUUUAGAGCCUUUGGAUUUGUCACAUUUGGAGAACCUGAUGUUGCAACUGCAUUGUGUGGAGAGGACCAUAUUAUCAAAGGUUGCAGUGUCCAUGUUAGUAUUGCUGACCCUAAGACACCAUCUAGAGAUAGGGAGCGUGGAGAUAGAGGGGAUGAUCAUAGACGAGAGAGGGGCGGUGAUCACAGAGGGGAUAGGGGGAGGGAUUAUAGAAGGGAUGAUAGGGAUAGAGAAAGGGAAAGAUAUGACCGUAGAGGAGGAGAAAGAGAUGGUCGUAUGAGGAAAUCCAGAGAUGACCAUAGAGAUCAACCUAUGACUGGAAUAAAUGAGCCAGUGGGAAUGAAUGGAAUGAAUUUCUUAAACUCUGCCAUGUUGGCUGCAGCACAGGCUGUCCUUUCUGGACAGGCACAAGGGGGCUGGGGUGGUAUGCCUUCACAGAAUGCAGGGGGUGCUGAUUUGGGUCCAGGAUACGGAGGAACACUUGGUUCAAAGUCUGACAGCAACAGAUCUUACAGUGGUUGGGGUACUUCAACAGGAGGAUAUGACACAGGCAGUUCCAGUGGAACAUACAGUACGAGUCAGACAGGAGGGUACAGUGGCUGGGGCGGGGGCAGUAGUAGUAGUCGCAGUAGUGGUUGGAAUUAAGUUUUUACAUUUUUUGCAAUUCAUAUUUUCAUGUUUUUGUAAAUACUUCAUUGAUUCAAAAAUUCAAUUUGUACAAAAAUAACCCACCUCUAUAUUAAGUAUUAGUGAUUUCAGAUUAAAAUAAUAAGAACCAAAUUAAUAUGAAUUUUCAGAAAAAUGAUAAUUGUUUCAAGAAAUUAAACUAAAGAAUGAAAUCAUUUUUAAACAGCAUCUAAAAUAUUAAAAAUUAACCACUUUUAAUCAUGUUCAUACUUUUAUUCAAACCUUUUAAUUCUUUCUGUGGAAAAAAUGAAGUGCAAAAAAGUAACAUGUAAAUAAUAUUUUUUUUCAUUCAAAUUCCUUAAACAUGUUUAAUGAAAAUUUCAACUUUUUAAUUUUCUAUUAACAUGAGCAAGAUUCUUAUAACUUGAAAACUAUUACAAUUUAAUGAAUGUCACUGCAACUAAUGCAUUCAUCAUUUAUAUAAAACAUUUGGAUGUAAAAUAGCUUGGAACACAAGAAGAGCUGAAGUAAGUGAAGACAGACAGUGAUGAGGUUUAUAAACAUGAGAUAGUGAUGACAAAUACUGUUAGAUUAUUCAAAUGAGAGAUGUUAAAUGAGUUUACUAUUAGUGUUCAUAACUAGCAAGUUGAUGGUUCUUAAAAGUGUGAAACACAAGAAGAGUUUGUAUGUAACAGUGAAAAAGGAAAGUAAAGAACACACCUAGCACAGAGAAAAAUAAAUUGACUCGAAUGUAGUUAUUGAAAAGUAUUUGUUGUGUAAAAGAUGUUGUUAGUGUCUAAAACAUGUUAUAUGUUAGUGUAUUAAAAGACCAGUGUGUGUA
Molecule: messenger RNA, 2254 nt
Organism: Mytilus trossulus (common blue mussel)
Lineage: Eukaryota; Metazoa; Mollusca; Bivalvia; Mytilida; Mytilidae
Product: TAR DNA-binding protein 43-like
Exons: 4
Coding region: 115-1431 (438 amino acids)
Biological process (GO): regulation of gene expression
Cellular component (GO): nucleoplasm; chromatin
Molecular function (GO): RNA binding
Source: RefSeq, a predicted model, not a curated record